Messenger RNA from Phaedon cochleariae (mustard beetle), 891 nucleotides. Lineage: Eukaryota; Metazoa; Arthropoda; Insecta; Coleoptera; Chrysomelidae. The record is from the annotation of a GenBank genome assembly.
AUGGAGAAAUUAACUCAAUUCGUGUCUAAGUCUUUCGAAAAUAAUAAUAAUAAUGAUACGUUGACCGAUCAGUGUAUGACCGUUGAAGUUCAGAAGUCUUCAGUAAGCCCACCUAUCAAAACCGAAAAGGAGUUGGCAAGUGACGAUGCCAAAAAACCUAAGAACUGGCUCAUUUCUGAUAUAGAAAGAACUUCAGAAAAUUCUUCAUCGAUAGAGCUGACAAUCUCCAGAGGCGACCCAUCCACCAUCAACCAUUCUACAUCCGUGAAAUCAUCGACUAAACAGCGAAGAUCCCGGACCAACUUCACCCUGGAACAACUAAAUGAAUUAGAAAGGCUCUUCGAUGAGACUCAUUAUCCUGAUGCCUUCAUGAGGGAAGAGUUAAGCCAGCGACUGGGAUUAAGCGAGGCACGAGUACAGGUCUGGUUCCAAAAUCGGAGAGCUAAAUGUAGGAAACAUGAAAAUCAAAUGCAGAAAGGUGUUAUGUUGAAUAAUCACAGCCCCCCAUCUAGCACUCCAUUGGAACCUUGUCGAGUAGUACCCUACAUGAAUGUGCCUGCUCUAAGAGGUCUCUCACUAACCUCCGGAUCCGUGGCCCUCACCAACUACGAAAGGCUAUCUGCUGUCCCAUUCACACAACAAGGAACUGCUUUCUCAGCCAUAAACUCAGCUUUUAUAUCUGCAGCCCACCAGUAUGCUGCAGCAGCAGUGGCAGUAGGAGGCGGUUCAGCAGCAGCAGCUGCUGCCAGUAUCUUGUGCCAUCCGCAGUACCCACUAGAAUUCGCAGCCUUAGCAGUAGCACACAAAAACUCCAGUAUCGCUGACCUGAGGCUCAAAGCGAAAAAACACACGGAAGCACUAGGUUUGAUCCCACGAGAGAAACAACUUUAA